CUCAUCUCGCAUUGGACUGUAACAGUGAGUUGUACAAAGCUAACUGACAAAUGUAGACCAACUUAUUGUCAGGCGCUUUUGAAAAAAGCGUCUGCUAAAUGCCCUAAAUUUAAAUAUAAAUGUAAACUCAAUUUAACUUAAAUUAAAUUAUAAUGAAAUAGAUGUCACAAUUCUGGUGCAAUAAAUUACUGAAGCGCUUAGGUGCGGAUAUAAGACGGGGUUUAGGCGGCCCAUACCAUUAGUUGUACAGGGUGAGUCGCUCAUUGUAUAGUUUGAAUAAAAGAGGUUAAUUACACAUAAUCUUGCAAAAUAUAUGUUUUCAGAAUCAUGUAGUAGUUCAGUUAUAGCGUUCAGAUAACGUCAAGAUCCUAAACGAAAACAAUCGAACCCUGAUAACGUGUACUUUCCAUUUCCGGUUUCACCUGAGUUCUAGGGACUACUUAGCGCCGCCCUUGGAUCGACCACAGCAUUCUGCUCUUACAGCUAAUAUGAAACAACAACCAGAUUGCCAAGUGUAGUAAAUACGUUUACACAGGUUUAACUCGUCCAUUAAACACACAUCGUGAAGUGGCUCAACCAUGGCUGCGAUUGCAACGAGUGAUAGUCAGCCAGAUACCUCGGAAACUGAAGAAAAGACACCGAAAGCCACCAUCAACGCUACAACCGAAUACUGCGCAAAGUUGCAGCAAUGGAUGUGGCAGUACUACUGGGGGCAUGCGAACUGGCAGAGUUGGAUGGCAAUGUCCGCCUUUCCCUUUCUUCCACCCACCACUUUCCAUCACCCGGGUCUCCUUCCCCAUCCUUCCGGGGCUUCUGCCUCGCCACCCGGCGUUGGGCACCUCACUUUCGACGCCCAGAACUGGUACAAUUACCCUUAUCCCUUCAGUUAUCCCGUUCCCCCGUAUCUAUCCGCUGCCAACAACGAGCAUCCCGCUGAAAACACACCUGGACGGCCAGUCCAGCAGCAGAACCCGCCUCAAGCAGGACGGGAGUACACUAUCCCCACGCCCUUCCAGAGAUUCCUGGCUGAGACGGUGGACUUCUUCAUCCUGUUCUGUGUGAAGGCCACGAUAGUGCUGUGGAUCAUGCACCUAAGUGGGAUGAAGUCACCCUUCAGGGACAUUGCCAAGUUCAUCACCCAGUUCGUCGUGGAGGAGAUAGACGAGAACACGUCGCUGGAGGACCUGCAGAAGAUGAUGGCGGUGGCCCUGGUCUACCGCGUUCUGGUCUGCAUCUACGAGAUCAUAUGUAUCUGGGGAGUGGGCGGGGCCACGCCGGGGAAGUUCCUGAUGGGUCUGCGGGUCGUGACCUGCGACACGUCCACCCUGAUCCGGCCCAACCGCGUCCUGGUCGUCCCCUCCACCAACGUCUCUCUCUCGGCGUCCACGGUGCGGGCCCUGAACAAGAACUUCUCCAUCGCCUUCCUCUUCCCCAUCUUCAUCACGCUCUUCUUCUUCCAACACAACAGAACUGUGUACGACAUUGUGGCGGGAACCAUCGUAGUGCAGCGGAGAGGGGCCAGAUAGCCCCCCCCCCCUACCCCGGUGCCACCCUCUCCACCACCACCACCACCACCCAAACACCACCACC
Molecule: messenger RNA, 1590 nt
Organism: Gadus morhua (Atlantic cod)
Lineage: Eukaryota; Metazoa; Chordata; Actinopteri; Gadiformes; Gadidae
Gene: fam8a1a
Product: family with sequence similarity 8 member A1a
Exons: 5
Coding region: 579-1526 (315 amino acids)
Source: RefSeq, a predicted model, not a curated record